This is a messenger RNA of Phragmites australis (common reed), 894 nucleotides long. RefSeq names its product rapid alkalinization factor-like. The record is from RefSeq and is a predicted model, not a curated record. Lineage: Eukaryota; Viridiplantae; Streptophyta; Magnoliopsida; Poales; Poaceae. The transcript has a single exon. Bases 238 to 612 code for a protein of 124 amino acids.
GCUCGCCACCUCCACACGCUUCUCUCUCUUUAUCUCUCCUCGAAUCCCUCUCUCUCCUCCCCCUUCUAUCUCUCUACUCCUCACGAGCGCACACGGGCACAGCAGUGCUGCAAGGCUCGCAUCACCACAACACACCAAGACAGCUCAGGCUUCUCCGCUCCCCAUUCCCCUACGCGCUUUACCCCUACAUCUGCCCCUCCGCCGCCAGCAUUUCGUCGAGCACCGCAGUCCCCCGCCAUGGCUAAGCUCGCCUUGGCCAUCCUCCUGCUCCUCGCCGUGGCGGCAUCUGCCUCCGCCGCGGCGUCCCUCGGCGCCGGCGCCGGGGACCACCUGGACUUGGGCUUCCUCUCUGGCGGCGGCGGCGGCAGGAGGGAGUGCCGGGGCACCGUGGCCGAGUGCCUGGCCGAGGAGGAGGAGGAAGAGCUCGGGUCCGCUUCGGCGGAGGGCCACCGGCGCGCGCUGUACGGGCGCCGGUACAUCAGCUACGGCGCACUGCGCCGCGACACCGUCCCCUGCUCCCGGCGCGGCGCCAGCUACUACAACUGCCGCCCCGGCGCGCAGGCCAACCCCUACCACCGCGGCUGCUCCCGCAUCACCCGCUGCCGCGGCUGAGCUUUGAGCCUCGCUCCUCCCUCCUCCUCCACCGGAUCCGCCGACGGAAGCAGGGAAAGACCGGAUCUUUCGUCGCUUCUCCGCCGGGCCGCCGUCCCCGAGUUAAAAAUAAGCUUUCUUUAAGUCGUUGAAGUGGUACUACUACUGCUGCUGUUUACUACUAGCUAUGGAUUUGUUUGUUGCUGCUGUUGUAUUUGUGAUCUUUGUGCUGUGUAAAGUAACAGAGAUUUGUGCCUCCAUGGCUCCUUAAUAUGAAGAUAUACUCUUAUUCUUUUGAUUGAA